AUGGCUGCGCUCCUCUUCGCCGGCGUCUUCGCUCUCCUCUGCGCCCAGCUGAGCCCCCGUCUGGCUGCUCUCGGCACUGGCCCAGAGGAUGGGGACAGCGUCUUCCUGGAGCAGCUGUUUGAAGGGGGGAUGGCGGCCCCCUUUCAGGGCUGCUUCUCUUCCCCCAGACUUUGCAGCUGUCCGGGGAGCGCCCCGUCCCCUGACUUUGAGACGGGCGGCUUUGAAAGGCCGUGGAUGCUGACCGCUGUGAAACCUGGAGGGGGGUUAUCUGGGCGUUGCUUCUCCUAUCCUUAUGUGCUUCUUCCCCUUUUUGCUCUCUUGCAGGCGAAACCGGCCGGUGUCUUCGAGCUCCAGGUGCUCUCCUUCGCCACAAGCAGCCCCCGGAGCUGGUGCCACGGUGCCCACCCCUGCCGCCUCUUCUUCCGCGUCUGCCUGAAGCAUGCCCAGGCUGUGGUAUCACCCGAACCCCCCUGUACCUUCGGGGCAGCCCUCAGUGACAUUGUCCCAGCUGACCGCAGUGCUGUGGCAACCAGUGGACCCAUCCGUGUCCCCUUCCACUUCAAGUGGCCGGGGACCUUUUCCCUCAUUAUUGAAUCUUGGAGGGCAGAAUCAGGAGAACCAUCGACAGAGGAUGCCCAGAAGCUGAUCAGCCGCCUGGCCACCCGCCGGCGCUUGGCCGUGGGCGAAGAUUGGUCGCAAGACGUACAGCUGGGGGACCAGAGCGAGCUGCGUUACUCCUACCACGUCACCUGUGACGAGCAUUACUACGGGGAGAGCUGCUCAGACUACUGCCGGCCGCGGGACGACACCUUCGGGCACUACGCCUGUGACGAGCUGGGCAGCAGGAUUUGCCUGGCAGGGUGGCGGGGUGAAUACUGUUCGGAGCCCAUCUGCCUGCCCGGCUGCAGCCACGCCCACGGGUUCUGCGAGAAGCCCGGCGAGUGCAAGUGUCGGAUCGGCUGGCAGGGGCAGCUGUGCGACGAGUGCGUGCGCUACCCGGGCUGCCUGCGGGGCACCUGCGUGCAGCCCUGGCAGUGCAACUGCCAGGAAGGCUGGGGCGGGCUCUUCUGCAACCAGGACCUCAACUACUGCACCAACCACCGCCCGUGCAAGAACGGAGCCACCUGCACCAACACGGGCCAAGGGAGCUACACCUGCACCUGCCGGGCCGGCUUCGCAGGGACCAGCUGCGAGAUCGAGACCAACGAGUGCGACAGCAACCCCUGCAAGAACGGCGGCAGCUGCAACGACUUGGAGAACAACUACAAGUGUACCUGCCCGCAAGGCUUCUAUGGCAAGAACUGUGAAGUCAGCGCCAUGACCUGCGCGGACGGGCCAUGCUUCAAUGGCGGGAGCUGUGCGGAGAAGCGCUCUGGCGGCUACACGUGCCACUGCCCGGUGAACUACCACGGGUCCAACUGCGAGAGGAAGAUUGACCGGUGCAGUAAUAGCCCCUGUUUGAACAAUGGACACUGCCUGGACCUGGGGCGCAGCGUGAUCUGCAAAUGCCGUCCCGGUUUUGCCGGCUCCCGCUGUGAACUCAACAUGGACGACUGUGCCGGCAACCCAUGCGCCAACGGAGGAACCUGCAUCGACGGCCCCAACAGCUACACCUGCUCCUGCACCUUGGGCUACGGCGGAAAGGACUGCAGCACCCGCAUGGACGCCUGCGGCUCCAGCCCCUGCCUGAACAGCGGCACCUGCUACACGCACUUCUCGGGCCACGUCUGCGAGUGUUUGUCCGGCUACAUGGGCUCGAGCUGCGAGUUCAAAGUCCAGCUUCCCACCCCGGUUAGUAGCCAGCGGGUGGCCGAGGGCCCUUUCCCCACCGCCCUGGCGGUGUCCUUCGCCCUGGGGCUCAUGACGUUGGUGCUCGCGGCGUGCGCUGCUGUCGCUGUGCUGCGGCACAUGAGGCAGGGCCGCAAGGCCGUGAAGAGCAGCGUCCGGAAUGACCUGGCGACCAUCAACAACCUGAAGGAGAGGGACGGCUUCCUUAUUUCCCCCGGGCGGUUCAAGGUGUCGAACAAAGAUGGCCGGUUCCACAGCGACCAGUUUAACUGCAAGAGGAAGCUGUUGGAUCAGGGCCGUGAGUCCAUCUGCAAGAAGAAGCUGGAGAAUAAAAAAUCCGAGCCAAUCCUAUCAAUCACCCCUGCUGGCUAUCCCAAAGAAGGCGCCUACCACCCCAUCUACAUCAUCCCAGACCAGAUGGAGCAGUGCAUUUAUGCAACGGAGGUCUGAAGAAGAUUCUUCUCCCCAGCUCUGGCAUCUCUAUUUUAUUUUGUUUUCCUCCAAAUUCUCAGCUAAAGGAAUGUUUACAAA
Messenger RNA from Euleptes europaea (tarantolino), 2319 nucleotides. RefSeq names its product delta like canonical Notch ligand 3 (gene DLL3). Gene Ontology annotation, biological process: heterophilic cell-cell adhesion; establishment or maintenance of epithelial cell apical/basal polarity; Notch signaling pathway. Gene Ontology annotation, molecular function: calcium ion binding. Bases 1 to 2238 code for a protein of 745 amino acids. Gene Ontology annotation, cellular component: protein-containing complex; plasma membrane. The transcript is spliced from 10 exons. The record is from RefSeq and is a predicted model, not a curated record. Lineage: Eukaryota; Metazoa; Chordata; Lepidosauria; Squamata; Sphaerodactylidae.